AUGUGUAAACAGGCUGGAUUUGAAGCGAUUGAAGCGGAUGUUCUAGAACUGCUUACGCACAUGGUCAAUUCGUAUCUCAAUGAAUUGGCCAUUACAACACGUCUGAUGACCGAACAUGCCGGACGUUGCAUCUCAACGCCAACGGAUACGCUGAUUGCACUGGUCGAUCUCGGUAGCGCUGUUUCGGAUUUACCGGCAUUUCUCAAAGAAACCACCUCAAAGGGUUCGCUGGUCAUUGCACCACCACGUGUACAACAAGCACCACAUACACAGUCACAACCACGUCCAUCACAUAUCCCGGAAUGGAUGCCUCCAUUCCCAGAUCCGCAUACCUAUGUACGAACCGAUAUAUCCGGUGAACCGGAACCAUCGUACGAGAAGGCACGCGAAAGUCUGGCAUCACUGCACCGAAAUACCAUCGUUUCGUUAAAAGAUUUUGUCGUUUUAACCCAUCCAUCCAUCUCGCUCUUUGAUGCCCACAAGCAGCGUGUCCUGAAACGAGCUGCCGAUGCUGCUGCGGAACGUACCCGCCAACGACAGGCCCAGAUGAUGGCUUCCGUUGAGGAGAAUGACGAGAAACCGACUCUGACGAACGGCGAAGCAGUGUCGGAAUCCAAGAACGAUGAACGUUUGGCACCGAGCAGUGUUGAAUCAUCUACAACUGAACCAGAGAAAUCGUACUUUGAAGACGAAAAUGCAACCGAAAUAAGCCUUUUGCAUACGGAAGCACCAACUUUUAGUGAGAUUAUCGAACCGGAAGUAAUCGCCCAGCCGUAUUUGGAUGCACUCCUGGCCGAUCUUCGAAGUGAAGCAUCCCAACCCAACUCCAUUAAAAAACAGGAACAAGAAGAAACGGGGCAAGAAUGUAAUCCUUUUUUGCGGGCCCCUAAAAUGCCCUCGCAGGUGGACGAUGAUGAGAUGAUGAGCAGUGAUGUGUAA
This is a messenger RNA of Gongylonema pulchrum, 939 nucleotides long. Lineage: Eukaryota; Metazoa; Nematoda; Chromadorea; Rhabditida; Gongylonematidae. The record is from the annotation of a GenBank genome assembly.